Molecule: messenger RNA, 468 nt
Organism: Prunus avium (sweet cherry)
Lineage: Eukaryota; Viridiplantae; Streptophyta; Magnoliopsida; Rosales; Rosaceae
Source: RefSeq, a predicted model, not a curated record
AUGGCUUUGAGAAACAUUGCUACUCUUGCUUUCUUUAUGAUGAUGGCGUUCAGUGGUGCUUAUUCUAGUUCUGUUUAUAGAGUUGGAGAUUCUGAUGGGUGGACUUCGAGAGGCCUUGUUGAUUACAAUGAGUGGGCUUCAACGAAAGAUUUUCACGUCGGCGACACUCUCAUUUUUGCUUACACAAUCAAUUCCACAAUGCCCAGCCAAUAUUACUUUCUUUGUGGUGCUCCUGGCCAUUGCCAAGCCGGACAAAAGGUUGACAUCAAGGUCACUCUGCCUGUUCCAGAAAAUUUGAUCCCAAGUCCAAGCCCGUCGUCACCUUAUGGAUACUCAUCACCUUCAGCCUCUAAUCUUGAAGAGAUGUCACCAAGCUCAACUCUAAGCAGUGGUUCAACUCUUAAUUCUUCGAAGCUUGGAUUUGCUGUUAUUGCUUUUGUGUUAAGUCUUUUGGGUUUUGUAUUUUAG